AGACCCUAAGCUUGAGAGUGAGAUUAGAAUUGAAAAAGCAGGAUGAGAUAAUAAUUGAUUCUCUCACCAGCCUUUCACAGGUUUACAGUAUAUUAACUAGUGGAUACAAAGACGGGUUUCAUACGACUCGAAAGGACAAGACGGCGUACGUUCUAGUCACGUUUCUUGUGUUUCGAAGACAGCAAACUACGAAGAGAGAAAGCUGAUAAGAUCACCAUGCUUCUUCAAGUAUUUCCAGUUCUUCUACUGUGUUUGCUCAGUGGACUAGUCGCGGGAGAAAAGUUGAGUAGGAAUGAGCAAGAAGUUAUUGAGGCUUACAGGGAGUUAAGAAAGGUGGCCGAAACGUUAGAAGAAUUCAAAGAUCAACCAGAAGAUGCAGAGCUGGAGAAAAAACGAAAAGAUUUGUUGGAAACUCUACAAACUGCUGCCAGCAUAUUCUGUAAGGUGGUGAACGCUUUUAAAAGGGAAAUAACCGAGGAAAUGCAAACAGAAAAAAGAGACUUUAACUCCCUUCUUCAAGCUGCUAAGGCAGUCUGCCAAGCGCCAACUGUUGGUCAAGCGUUGCUGAAUGCUGCGAAGUCACUUUGCAGCUCCAACAAUGUAGGCAAACGAGAAACCCAAAGUCUGAAUGAUCUAACUGAUGCGCACCAAGUGAACAGAAGAGGAUUCUGGGACUUCUUGGUGGAGAACGCUGCUAGAAUAUUUUGUUCCGUGGUCAACAACUUCCGUAGAGAUUUGGCCAAUUUACAAGAGCAAAGCGACGAGGCAGAGUCAGGAAGAUAAGAGAGAAUGGGAGAGGCUAUUGCGACAUUAGAGCUGCCAACUUUAAAUCAAGUAUACAGUAGAUUGUACUUUUUGUUCUAGAGAAAAAUGCACACAAUUCUACGUGUAAAUUUCCCUUUUUUUAAAAUAUAGACAUUUAACAUCUUUAAAAAUGUGCUUAUGUGCUUCACUUCUAUGUUCAUAUUUUUAUUUGCAAAUGUUAUGUAAGAAGAACCUGUCAUAGACGUUGUUUAAUUUUUAGCAAUGAAUUUUGAAUAAAUAGCUAAUUUCUACUGUAAA
Molecule: messenger RNA, 1062 nt
Organism: Biomphalaria glabrata
Lineage: Eukaryota; Metazoa; Mollusca; Gastropoda; Planorbidae
Exons: 3
Coding region: 217-783 (188 amino acids)
Source: RefSeq, a predicted model, not a curated record